ACCUGACCUCUCUGAUGCUGCAUCUUUGCAGGUGGUGAAUUUUGCUCCCUUCACGCUGCUCCCAUCUGCAGUACCCAGUGCCUUGUUUGAACAAGCAUACGCUGUUCAGCAAGAUUUUAACAUGCUGGUGGAUGCUAUUAGUCAAAACAAGGAAUUCCUGGAGCAUACUCUGGCCAGCACCAUCAAGGUGGAUGACUUCACAGCUCGACUCUUCAGGAUCCACACACAAGUUCUGGAGGAAGGCUUGGCUCAGUCUGUGUUUUUAGGCAUAAACCGCUCUGAUUACAUGUUUGACUGUGGGGUGGAUGGGACACCAGCUCUGAAGCAGAUAGAAAUAAACACCAUUGCUGCCAGCUUUGGAGGCCUCACCUCCCGCACUGUGGCGGUCCAUGGGCAGGUGUUGAAAGUGCUGAGGAAGCCUCAGGAGGCAUCACGCCUGCUGCCCAACAACCCAUCCAGAGGCCUUGCCUUGGGUAUUGCCAAAGCCUGGGAGCUCUACGGCUCUCCAAGUGCUGUGGUGAUGUUUCUGGUGGAGGAAGUCCAGAGGAACAUUUUUGAUCAGCGAUGUGUAGAAAAUGAGCUUUGGAAGAGGAAUAUUCGGGUCAUCAGGAAGCGAUUCCGGGAUGUGUUUGAGAAGGGCUCUCUGGAUGAGGCCAGGAGGCUGUAUAUGGACGGGCAGGAGGUAGCAGUGGUGUACUACAGGGAGGGCUACGUGCCAAGCAACUACGACCAGCAGAACUGGGAGGCUCGGCUGCUGCUGGAGAGGUCCCGGGCAGUGAAGUGCCCUGACAUUGCCACCCAGCUGGCGGGCACCAAGAAGGUGCAGCAGGAGCUGAGCCGCCCAGGGACACUGGAGAAGCUGCUGCCCGGCCACGCUGAGGCUGUCACAAGGAUCAGAGCAACCUUUGCUGGGCUUUACUCCCUGGAUAUGGGUGCAGAGGGGGACAGGGUGGCUGCUAUGGCGAUCGCCGACCCCGACCGCUUCGUGCUGAAGCCGCAGCGAGAAGGUGGAGGGAACAACCUUUAUGGUGAAGAGCUCAGGCAGGUUCUGGAGAAGAUCAAAGACAGCCCUGAGAGAACCUCCUACAUCCUGAUGGAUAAGAUCAAGCCACGACCAGUGAAGAAUUACCUGCUGAGGGCUCACAGCCCCCUGCAAGUGUCCGAGUGCAUCUCAGAGCUGGGGAUUUUUGGCGUCUAUGUCAGACGAGGCUCGGAGCUGGUGUUGAACGAGGCCGUGGGGCACCUCCUGCGCACGAAGGCAGUGGAGCACGCGGACGGAGGGGGGGCAGCAGGGGUGGCCGUGCUGGACACCCCCUACCUGGUGUGA
Molecule: messenger RNA, 1327 nt
Organism: Nestor notabilis (Kea)
Lineage: Eukaryota; Metazoa; Chordata; Aves; Psittaciformes; Psittacidae
Gene: GSS
Product: glutathione synthetase
Exons: 11
Biological process (GO): glutathione biosynthetic process
Cellular component (GO): cytosol
Molecular function (GO): glutathione binding; glutathione synthase activity; ATP binding
Source: RefSeq, a predicted model, not a curated record